GCGAGAAGAAACUUUUCUAAUAAGUAAAGGAAAAAGAAUAAAAUAUACAGAAAUCGGAGAGAAUAAAAGGAAGCUUUUGAAAAAAAGUGAAAAUAAUUUCAUCUUAUAUUUCUUCUUCUCCGCUUGUGUCUGCGUAACUAUUAGGGUUCUUUUUUCCUUUUUUUAGUCUGCUCGGAUCUUGAUUAUUCUCAACGACGGAUUUCGAGGUUUGCCCUCUCUGGGUUCAAUAAAUUUCAUAUUGGGGAAAAUUAACUUGGUGGAUUUUGACUAGAAAGGGUUUUCUUGAAAAAAUCGGAAUCUUGGGUGUUUGUGAAUUGUAAUGACUACACGAACAUCAUGGGCAGAUUUGGCUGCAAAUUCUGCAGCUGAGAAUGUAGGUGUUGGCUCUUCUUCUGAUAGCAUCAAAGUUGCUGGUUCCACUUCAGGUGGUGGGCGACCUGCUUAUGUUCCUCCACAUCUCCGUAACCGUCCGCUGUCAGUAGACCCACCUGCUCCUACUUCCAGUGGCCCUGCUUCAAGUAAUGAUCGACCUGGACAAGGGGGAUCGAGUUGGGCUGCUGCUAGGAAUGGUUAUAACAACCGAUCUGGGUACGGUGGUAGUGGUGUUCGAGGAUGGGGUGGCAGAAGUGGUGGUUGGGAUCGUGGGAGAGAUAGGGAAGUUAAUCCGUUUGGAAAUGAUGAUGAUACAGAGCAGGCAUUUAGUGAGCAAGAGAAUAUUGGAAUCAACUUUGAUGCCUAUGAAGACAUACCCGUGGAGACAAGUGGUGACAAUGUGCCACCACCUGUUAAUACUUUUGCUGAGAUUGACUUAGGUGAAGCUCUCAAUCUUAACAUCCGGAGGUGCAAGUAUGUGAAGCCAACACCUGUUCAGCGGUAUGCCAUCCCGAUUUCACUUGCCGGAAGGGAUUUGAUGGCAUGUGCUCAGACUGGCUCAGGAAAGACAGCUGCCUUUUGUUUUCCAAUUAUCAGUGGAAUUAUGAGAGGUCCUGUUCCACAAAAACCAUUACGAGCACGCACAGUAUUCCCAUUAGCUCUUAUGCUCUCACCUACCAGGGAGCUGUCGAUGCAAAUACAUGAGGAAGCCAGGAAGUUCUCUUAUCAAACAGGUGUUAAGGUGGUUGUUGCUUAUGGAGGUGCUCCUAUUAACCAGCAGCUGAGGGAGCUAGAGAGAGGUGUUGAUAUUCUUGUAGCAACGCCUGGAAGAUUGGUAGAUUUGCUAGAGAGGGCUAGAGUUUCUCUGCAUAUGAUCAGGUACUUGGCUCUUGAUGAGGCAGACAGAAUGCUGGAUAUGGGUUUUGAGCCUCAAAUAAGAAAGAUUGUGGAGCAAAUGGACAUGCCUCCACCUAGUGUUAGACAAACAAUGCUAUUCAGUGCCACCUUCCCAAGAGAGAUACAGAGACUGGCCUCUGAUUUUCUAGCAAAUUAUAUUUUCUUGGCUGUGGGGCGAGUUGGAUCAAGUACCGAUUUGAUUGUCCAAAGAGUUGAAUUUGUUCAGGAGUCAGACAAAAGAAGUCACCUUAUGGACCUUCUUCAUGCUCAGAGAGCAAAUGCUUCCCAGGGCAAGCAAGCUCUUACAUUAGUUUUUGUUGAGACAAAAAAGGGAGCUGAUUCGUUGGAAUAUUGGCUCUGCAUGAAUGGUUUUCCUGCAACUACUAUUCAUGGUGAUAGAAGCCAGCAGGAAAGAGAACAAGCAUUACGGUCAUUUAAGAGUGGUGCUACCCCAAUCCUAGUAGCUACUGAUGUGGCAGCGCGUGGUCUUGAUAUUCCUCAUGUUGCGCACGUGGUGAACUUUGACCUUCCCAAUGAUAUUGAUGACUAUGUUCAUCGAAUUGGACGAACAGGGCGUGCAGGCAAAACUGGUUUAGCCACAGCCUUCUUUAAUGAUAACAAUUCAUCCUUGGCAAAGUCAUUAGCUGAUCUAAUGCAGGAAGCAAACCAAGAGGUGCCUGCUUGGCUCACUCGAUAUGCAGCUCGUUCAUUUGGAGGGAGGAAUCGUCGCCCUGGAGGAGGCCGAUUUGGUAGCCGUGACUUUCGGAGGGAUUCAUCUUUCAAUAGGGGCGGAUCAGAUUACUAUGGUGGAGGCAACAAUGCAGGCGGGUAUGGUGGAGGCUAUGGUGCUAAUGUUGCCAGUUCAUGGGAUUGACAAAUUUGCAUUUCUUAUUAGUUGUUAGCAGAGCUUACCUUUCAAUCAUAGGGACUAUUUUAUUUCUUUGGUUUACUUUUACUUAUAUUUUUCUGGUAAAUCUUAGCAAGUGUCGAAAGAGUCAAAGGAAAUUGUGUGCAUUGUGUUAGUAGGCAUUGGUGAAGAAAUUCUAACCAAAAAUAGGCAUCACCGCUUCCUCCCUGUUGCUGUCAUAUACUGGUCAUUUUACUGGUAAUUUUGUUAGGUAAUAUCACAUCUUGCAGAAUAUGUUGUGGGAGAGAGGAACAACACAUCUUGUCUGCCAUCUCGCUGCCGCAGGCGGUGGUAGUUCGGGUCUUAUUUUAGCAUCAGAUGUACCGUGCUGUACUCUACUGUAAUGAUAUCAUUGUGAAAAACGAAUUCUGGGAGCUCUUUAAG
Hibiscus syriacus is the source of this 2560-nucleotide messenger RNA. RefSeq names its product DEAD-box ATP-dependent RNA helicase 37-like. The transcript is spliced from 7 exons. Lineage: Eukaryota; Viridiplantae; Streptophyta; Magnoliopsida; Malvales; Malvaceae. Gene Ontology annotation, cellular component: nucleus. The record is from RefSeq and is a predicted model, not a curated record. Bases 320 to 2143 code for a protein of 607 amino acids. Gene Ontology annotation, molecular function: RNA binding; RNA helicase activity; ATP binding.